Molecule: messenger RNA, 1360 nt
Organism: Diachasma alloeum
Lineage: Eukaryota; Metazoa; Arthropoda; Insecta; Hymenoptera; Braconidae
Product: cytochrome b561 domain-containing protein 2
Exons: 3
Coding region: 280-972 (230 amino acids)
Molecular function (GO): transmembrane monodehydroascorbate reductase activity
Source: RefSeq, a predicted model, not a curated record
UCUCCGUGCUGCUUCAACGCUCGCCUGGAGCACACAGAUCUCCAUCGUUUGGCGUUUUUAUCCUCACUUUCCGCCUCCAAUUUAGGUCGUCGAAACCGAGUCUGGUGUUUAACGAUUGGUUUUCAGUGCUUUGUGGAAUAACUGUUUUGUGCUAAAUCCCGAUUGUUUUGAAAUAUUUUCUAUUAAUGGAUUUGUCAUAGCUGGAGAGGUAGAGGUGGGUUACUGACACACAGCAAUAGAGAGAAUUCAAUUAUUCAGUUGAGACAUCGGGUAAUUGAGAUGAAGCCUGAAACGGAAGGCAAGGGCUUCCCCAAUACCCUUAAUCUCAUCGUCUCAAUUCUGGUCCAUCUUCUUCUACUUGCGCCUGUUCUCUACAUCAUUUCCAUAUUCAGUAUUAAUUACCAGUUCUUCUCGUGGCACCCAAUAUGCAUGUCUGUUGGCGUGGGGCUUCUCAUCAUCGAAGGCGUCUUCAGUAUAUCUGGAGAGGCGAACCUGAGUCAUCGUCUCUCCCGAGUGAAUCGCGUAACAGCCCACUGGAUCAUGAACACUGUCGGCCUGACUCUCAUGUUCAUAGGUCUGAUCAUCAUAGUAAUAAAUAAAAAUCGCCACGAUAAGCCUCACUUCGCAACGACCCAUGGACAAUUGGGCUUGAGCUCAAUCGUGAUAGCCUCGGUGGUAGCAUGCUUCGGAAUUCUAGCGAAUAAUACGCGCUGGUUGUACCCGCGAGUCCGACCAAUUCUCAUAAAAGUUGGUCACGCAUUCGGGGGAAUAGCCAUGACGAUACUCUUCAUAGCUACCAUAAUAAACGGAGUGUACAAGAUGCCGCAUCUCCUCGGCGACACGGGAAACGCGCUCAUCUGUGCUGCGCUGGUUAUCGCUGUUGUUCUUGUCCUCUUCAAGCCGAUUAUCGCUGCCAUUGCCAGGACUAAGGUCAUCUUGCAGCCACCACAGACCCACAAUCAGAGCACAUGACCGCAAUAGCCGAGGGAUAUCAUUCAUCGAAAAAAAAGUCAUGAGAUCAUGUCGAGUAUCGAGUUAUUUCACGCUGAUGUGGACGAUUUGUGAUGGAGUCUCACUCAAAAAUGUUCAAAAUGCCAGUGACUUGAUUUUCCGAUUUGAAUUAAGUCGGUACGUAAUACCGGAACAGGUGGAUUCUUCGGCGUGAAUGAAUCUGAUGGUUUUUACUUAAUUCAAGUAGAUUUCGCGAGGCAAUUCGACUUGGGGCAAGUAUUUGUCAUCUUAAGGAUAUUCAAUUGUCUUUUACAAAUUUGUCAGUUAAAUUGCAUGAGACAAAUUUGAAGAAAAUAACUUUUAUAAAUAAAUAGUUGAAAUUGUUUAAACUUUCGGAAGCCUCAUUUUU